Molecule: messenger RNA, 432 nt
Organism: Porites evermanni
Lineage: Eukaryota; Metazoa; Cnidaria; Anthozoa; Scleractinia; Poritidae
Source: the annotation of a GenBank genome assembly
AUGGAGAUGCUUAUCGGAAAACUGAAAGCAAAACUACAGCUUUUGGAGCUCACCCACGAGAAGACAGAGGGUAUUAUUAGUACCGGGAUCACCGAGAAAAUUCGUCGACAUAAAGAAGCUUUACAGAGCAUUGUUAUCGGCGCGGAAGAAAUCAAGAGAGAGGUCGAACAAGCCAAGCUUGAAGGUGGGGAGGCCUUAGACAAAGUUAAAGAAUGGGGGAAAGAAUUCGAAUUGAAAAUCGACGCUGCAGAUACGGAGAUCACCUUACUCGAAGAGCGUGUGAAACGAAUGGUGGCUGAUGCGGAGAAUGAAGAAAGAGAAACAAAGGAGACCCUGUUGGCCCGCCAGCGUGAAGAACAAUUAAAGUUCGAAAGGACAGCAACUGGAGCAGAAGGCAGAGUUCGAAAAGGAAAAGGUUGCCUCUCCGGGUAA